UCUCCGGGCCUUUCGCUAUCUCAUCCUCACGUCUCCGGCAGCUUGCACCCCUCCUCUCCUUUCGCUCUGGCCUCGUCAGUCGCCCCUCCCCAGACUGGAUCCGGAUCAGGACAUAGAUCCGGAUCCUGGUCCAGGUCGAGACCUGGGGCUGUCGAUGCUUCAGCCUCUCAGACGUCCGCUUUUCUACUCACGCCGGCCUGGAUCGCCUCCGAGACCGGAGUGCCUCAUGUACGACAUGUGACCGGCUGGGAGGAGCCACGUCGUGCCGAGGUCGGCUCGACGGCCGGGCCUGACGACGCAGAAGCGACGGUCAACUCGGACGAGGACGCCGAUGAGACGUACUGGCAGGCGAGAGGUCGGGCCAUCGGGGAGCUCAUCAAAGUGGCACGCACCCUCGAGGCGGCAGACGACGCCAGUCGUGAACAGCUGCGCUGGGAGCAGAUACGUCAUCGUGAGAUCACUAUGAAGACGGCGCCGGACUCGAGGCCUGCCGAGGCCGAGGCAAACGACACCGUCACGGCUCUGGUGUCCGGCGAGCGUCUGCAAAAUAAGCGCUCCUUGCUGGCCAAGUCAAAGUCCUGCUACACUACGCUGGAAAUCGAGAAGGGUCUGGUGCGAAAGGACCGCCAGCGAAUCUUCACCGCUCUGGCGACGGCUGAAACGCCUGAGGAGGGUCUCAUCAACAUCCUUGAUGGGAAUUCAUGUACGCUUUUGUCGACUAGUUGCACACAAUACGUCAUUUUUGUGUUGAGGUGA
This is a messenger RNA of Protopolystoma xenopodis, 756 nucleotides long. NCBI's taxonomy places the organism in Eukaryota, Metazoa, Platyhelminthes, Monogenea, Polystomatidea, Polystomatidae. The record is from the annotation of a GenBank genome assembly.